CAUAACAACCCCUCCAUCACGAACUUCCGCUCGCAAUUUGGCACUCACACAGCAACCAGCCUCAAAGUCCGACCUCAUCACAAGUACCCUCCAGCCAAAGCCCACCAAAAUGAAAGUCCUAACCCUCAACUUCCUCACCUGCGCCGUAAAGGCCUGCAAAUCCACAUCCGCCUCCUUCCCCCUCCACCCCAAGGACUGCGAACUAGUAUCCGACACCAUCGCACCGAACCCACAGCUUCUGACAAAUGUUCUGCCUCGAGUAGAUUGGAAUGCGCUGGUCAUUACUGCUGCUGAGCUCGGCUUCCCCACUCUCCCACCCAACCCCCCAACACCCGAACAGCUCGAGACCGACGAAAAGCUCUUCUCGGAACUACACACUCUACUCCUCGAGACGCAGAUAAGUGAGGGUGGACUGGUGUGUGCGAAUUGUGGGCAUGAGUAUAAGAUCAAGGAGGGGAUUGCGAAUUUUCUGUUGCCGAAUCAUUUGGUUUGAGGAGUCUUUUUUCGAAAGGAGAUUGGGAAAUGAGGUUGGGCAUUGAUGGGAGUUUGCAAGGCAUGGAAUGGAAUCUGGAGUGGAAGGGGUAGAUGUGGGGUGACAAGACAGAUUUGAGGAGCUUUUAGAGGUCGGACUAGGCUUGAUGGGAGAGGGAGGAGAAGUUCAAGGGUUUGGAUCACCCGAAGGAUAAUUUUGUCUAGCCUGGAUCUCCCGAUUAGAGGGCAGGGCAAAGGGAGGAAGGGGGUACAGGAGAUGAAAAUUAUGUAGCGGUUGUUAUGAUACCCAUUUUGGCAUUGCAUCAAAUUGCAACCUCCCGCAGGUAGGCUAGCCUGAGAAAAAUACUACGUUUUGCCAUGACAUCUAAGGGAGGUAGCUUAUUCUGACAUUUAGCAAUCCAUUUCCCUCCACUUAUAGGACCGCGGCAGGCAUGGUAGGCAUAGUACAGCUUGGAGACGGUCAGUCACAGCCAAAGAU
Molecule: messenger RNA, 970 nt
Organism: Cadophora gregata
Lineage: Eukaryota; Fungi; Ascomycota; Leotiomycetes; Helotiales; Ploettnerulaceae
Product: type I protein arginine N-methyltransferase Rmt1
Exons: 2
Coding region: 110-493 (127 amino acids)
Biological process (GO): rRNA (guanine-N7)-methylation; peptidyl-glutamine methylation; tRNA methylation
Molecular function (GO): protein heterodimerization activity
Source: RefSeq, a predicted model, not a curated record